Molecule: messenger RNA, 2012 nt
Organism: Stegastes partitus (bicolor damselfish)
Lineage: Eukaryota; Metazoa; Chordata; Actinopteri; Pomacentridae
Gene: rassf6
Product: Ras association domain family member 6
Exons: 11
Coding region: 501-1538 (345 amino acids)
Biological process (GO): signal transduction
Source: RefSeq, a predicted model, not a curated record
AAAGUUGCGUAAUGCACCUUUGUGCUGUUGGUUGGUCCUGCUGUCAGUCAGAAAGGGGAGGACAGCUGCUGAAUACCUGAGAUACUUCUAAACAGGCUGAGGCAGAGAAGCUGAGCAAAGAGGACGUUUGUGAUGAUUCGGUGGAAACAGAAGAAAAGGAGAGAAGCGGUGCUGGAUAGUCCAAAGGCCUCGUUCACAGUGGCAGCCUUCAGCGUCCCUGACCGAAGGAUAAACAAGGCUGGGCUCUACGCUGUCAUCACUGGUUACUGGGUGGAGCACUGUUAUUACAUCUCUUAGAGACGAGCACAAAAAAAGAAAGUGUAAGAGUGAAGGCCUGGCUACAGAGAGGGAUAAAUAUAACGCACACUUCAGAGGGAGGGAGCGACAGAAAGGCUGGAAAGAGAUAUUUAAAGCACACAAAGAAGAAAGACACGGAGACAAAGAAACAGAAGAGAGACGAGAGCUCUGCUUUGCCAUGCGAGAGGAGCAGCUGACCAGAGAUGAAUGAAGCAGCUCUGCUCCCAGUGAUCCAGGCAGGAGACGGGAGGACGCUGUCCAGAGCAGAGUUCCUCUCACUGCUCAACACCUACAACUGCUUCUUGAAGGACCACACUCAGCUGCACCUGAGCUGCUCUCAGGGCGAAGAUGGAGAGGUGGUGGUGGAGGGCUUCCUGAAUAUCUCCUGGGGAGUGCGCAGGCCCAUCAGGCUGAAGAUACAGGACGACAAACAGAUGCUUCCCUUUGCUCCUCUCAUCUCCCCUGACCCCACCAGUCCAGUCAGCCCGCUGGGAAACAAGAGCCGGGGGAUGACCCGAUGGGGGGAGUACGUGGACCUUCACCAGAUAGAUGAGAUGGCGGAGACACCGCAGGACACAGCGGUCAGCAAACCUCCACCAGCUGUUUACGAGACCACCACCCUGCGUCCUGUGAGGCAGAAGAACCCGGAGAUGGAGGCCGAGUCCAACCUGUUCCGCUGUAUGAGCGACGCCUCGCUGGUUAAGAGGAGGAGAGGAAAAGGAAAGUCGGCAGCACAACGAGAGAAAGAAAGACAGCAUCGCUUUUCUAUCAACGGCCACUUCUACAACUAUAAAACCUCGAUUUUCACUCCAUCCCACGGUACUCCAACUAAAGUCCGAAUCUCCAGCAAGAUGACCACAAACCAAGUCAUUGCACAGCUCCUGAACAAGUUCAAGAUAGAGAACGAUCCCCAGGAGUUUGCUCUCUACUGCAUUCACCAGAGUGGAGAAAAGAGGAAGCUGAGCAACAAAGACCAGCCGCUAUGGGAGCGAAUCCUGCAGGGCCCGUCCGACGACAUCAUGAAGAUCUUCCUGAUGGACAUGGACGAAGAGGAAGUCAGCACCGAUGUGGCUCAGUAUCUGAACCUGGAGCUUCCCAUCCUGGAGCAGGUUCUACUGAAGCUCCGAGAGGAGGAGAACAGAGAGAUUCAGAGAGUCAUCAGCAAGUACCACCACCAACACAGGCUGCUGUCUCACAUGCUGAGCUGUAAGCUGACGCCUCACGUUGAGACCAGCGUCUGACGGCAGCUCCUCAGGACCUGAACGAUGACAGAGCGGCUCUGGAGAACUCUGGAGAACUCUGGAGAACUCUGGAGAACUCUGGAGAACUCUGGAGAACUCUGGAGAGCUCUGGAGGGCUCUGGAGAACUCUGGAGAACUCUGGAGAACUCUGGAGAACUCUGGAGAGUCGAACAUAAAACCAACACGUCGUCCAACAUCCAGACAUUUUCACCAAGAGAAAAAUAAAAGGUUGUGAAACACAGAAGUGAAGGAUUUGCAAAGCAGCACAUGACCACUGAUAGAGCUGCAGAUAAAUGACGUGUUGAGUGGAACAGAUGGAGUCACAGGUUUUAUCUACUAUGUAUAUGUUUGCUUUGGUUUUUGAAACUCUAGGACAGGUACAGGACAUGACUGCUGUCAGGCUUAGGUUAGGUUAGGGCUGCUGUCGAUAACUGUACGUCAGUGUGACCAUGAAUAAAUAUGGGACCAGCUUGA